Cannabis sativa is the source of this 3094-nucleotide messenger RNA. RefSeq names its product pentatricopeptide repeat-containing protein At5g04810, chloroplastic. The transcript has 10 exons. The record is from RefSeq and is a predicted model, not a curated record. Gene Ontology annotation, molecular function: protein binding; RNA binding. NCBI's taxonomy places the organism in Eukaryota, Viridiplantae, Streptophyta, Magnoliopsida, Rosales, Cannabaceae. Bases 40 to 2943 code for a protein of 967 amino acids.
CACGCACACACUGGGACAACACUCAGCCCGUAACGGAUAAUGGAUGUUCCUCUUACCACACCUCACUAUCCCAACAAACCCAUCUCCUUCACCGCCACUGCCACCGCCGGCAAACACCUCACAACAUCCAUUAAGCCUACCAAAUUUCUUCCCUUAUCCCUCAAAUCUCCACCGCCUCCGUCACCUGCCUCCGACAACUCCACCAACUCAUUAUCUCCUCUCUCUGGCAACCUCCGCCGCCCCAAAACCGUCAAAACAUCCUCUCCUUCCCCGAAACCCGCCCCCGAAAUCCCAUCUAACCCGCUCAAGAACUUCGUAACCCGCGGUCGCGGUCCGACCAAGAGUGUUGAUAAUUCACACUCUGUCACUAAUAAGCUCUGGCUUACCAGCAAGCUCUCUCCACCUCCGCCUCCUCCUCCACCUCCGCAAACACCAGCUCCUACUAGUCAUUUACAAACUGUGGAGGAGAGCGAGGAAGAAGAGGACGAAGAGAACGGGGGCGAAGGGAAUUCAGACUUGCCCCGAGUAGAAUUCCGGCAAGAGGGGAAGAUUUUCGUGGGGAAUUUGCCCAGCUGGAUUAAGAAAAACGAUGUCUCUGAGUUUUUUAGGCAAUUUGGGCCGAUAAAGGAUGUGAUUUUGAUUAAGGCUCAUGAGCAUACGGAGAGAAAUGCGGGGUUUGGUUUUGUGUUGUACGAGGGCUCGACGGCAACCAACUCCGCGUUGAAGGCGGUAGAAUUUGAUGGUGUGGAGUUCCACGGGAGAAUCUUGACUGUGAAGUUGGAUGAUGGAAGGAGGCUUAAAGGGAAAAGGGAGGAGAGGGAGAGGUGGGUUCAUGGACACGAUGGAGUUGAGUAUCGUACUAAGUGGCAUGAAGAGAGGGAGAGCUCGCGUAUGGAGUUUAAGAAGGUGGUGGAGACUGAACCAGAGAAUUGGAAGGCAGUUGUUGAGUCUUUUCAGAGAAUUAAGAAGCCUUCUAGAAGGGAGUAUGGCCUGAUGGUAAAGUACUAUGCAAGGAGAGGAGACAUGCAUCAUGCGCGUGAAACCUUUGAGAGUAUGCGAGCAAGGGGAAUAGAGCCAUCAUCUCAUGUCUAUUCAAGCCUUAUUCACGCUUAUGCAGUUGGUAGAGACAUGGAAGAAGCAUUAUCUUGUGUUAGAAAAAUGAAAGAGGAGAGCAUUGAGAUGAGCUUGGUGACCUAUAGUAUAAUAGUGAGCGGAUUUGCAAAAGUGGGCAAUUCUGAAGCUGCAGAGUACUGGUUCAAGGAGGCCAAAGAGGCGCACACAACUUUAAAUGCUAUAAUUUAUGGAAACAUUAUAUAUGCGAAUUGUCAAACACACAAUAUGGAUAGAGCGGAAGCACUAGUGCGGGAGAUGGAAGAAGCUGGCAUAGAUGCUUCAAUUGACAUUUACCAUACCAUGAUGGAUGGUUACACAAUGAAUGGCAACGAAGAUAAAUGUUUGGUUGUAUUUGACCGUCUCAAGGAAUGUGGCUUUACACCAUCAGUUAUAAGCUAUGGAUGUUUGAUCAACCUUUAUACUAAGAUUGGAAAAGUUUCCAAAGCCUUAGAAGUCAGCAGAAAAAUGGAAUCAGUUGGCAUAAAGCACAACAUGAAGACCUAUUCCAUGUUAAUCAAUGGAUUUUUGAAAUUGAAAGACUGGGCUAAUGCAUUUGCUGUUUUUGAAGAUGUCAUAAAGGAUGGUCUAAAGCCUGAUGUAAUUCUCUACAAUAACAUUAUAAGAGCAUUCUGCGGUAUGGGAAACAUGGAUCGUGCUAUUCGUACUGUAAAAGAAAUGCAGAAGGCUUGGCAUAGGCCUACAACACGCACAUUUAUGCCCAUCAUACAUGCGUUUGCAAGAUCUGGCGAUAUGGACAAGGCCUUAGAAAUUUUUGAUAUGAUGAGGAUGAGUGGAUGCAUUCCUACCGUACAUACUUUCAAUGCGUUGAUUCUUGGCCUUGUUGAGAAGUGUCAGAUGGAGAAGGCUGUUGAAAUAUUAGAUGAGAUGGCACUGGCUGGCAUAAAUCCAAAUGAACAUACUUACACAACGAUAAUGAAUGGCUAUGCUGCCCUUGGUGACACUGGGAAAGCUUUUGGGUACUUUACUAAAUUACGAAAUGAGGGCUUUGAGCUUGAUGUGUUUAUAUACGAGGCAUUGUUAAAGGCAUGUUGCAAGGCAGGGAGGAUGCAGAGUGCUUUAGCAGUAACCAAAGAAAUGAGUAAUCAGAAGAUUCCAAGGAACACCUUUGUAUACAAUAUUUUAAUCGACGGAUGGGCUCGAAGAGGUGAUGUUUGGGAGGCUGCUGACCUGAUGCAACAAAUGACCCAGGAAGGCGUUCGACCUGAUAUCCACACCUACACAUCUUUUAUAAGUGCUUGUUGCAAAGCCGGAGAUAUGCUGAGAGCUACAAAAACAAUCGAAGAAAUGCAAGCCUUUGGAGUGAAACCGAACAUUAAAACUUACACUACCUUGAUACAUGGUUGGGCACGUGCUUCACUUCCAGAGAAAGCUUUGAAAUGCUUUGAUGAGAUGAAGCAAGCAGGGUUGCAACCGGACCGAGCUGUUUACCACUGCUUGAUGACAUCUCUAUUGUCAAGAGCUGCCGUUGCUGAAUCUUACAUUUACUCUGGAAUUCUUUCAAUCUGUAGAGAAAUGAUAGAAUCUGGGCUUACUGUUGAUAUGGGGACUGCAGUUCACUGGUCCAAGUGCUUACGCAAGAUUGAAAGAGGCGGAGGUGAGCUUACAGAGGUCCUGCAGAAAACCUUCCCUCCUGAUUGGAACUUGGCUCAUGGGUUGGAUGUAACCUCUGAUAUUGAUAGUGAAAAUGAAAAUGAAAAUGAUAAUGAUGAUGAUGAGGAUGAUAAUGUGAUAUAUCCUGCUGUUAAUACAGACGGUAAUGGUGAGAACGAUGAUGACAACAUCGAAAUGAACCACAGAUUAUGGUUUUGAAGUUAUGUGCAUUUGUUGUGACAUAGUACAUGAAAAUAGAGCAUAGCAUGUGUUGGUACAGAUAUUCUUUGUACACUUACACACUGAAAAAAAUGAUUUGAUACUCCCCACUGGUUCCAGUAUAGAAUAUCAAGUUCAUCAUUUGAUUCAA